AGAAUCAUUCGAAUCGAAUCGAUUCAAUUCGGUUCCGGAUUGUCCUGCAAUAUUAUUGUUAUUUGACCAAUCACAACGCCAAAGCCAAUUCAAAGGACACACCACCAUCGCAGCUCACCAACAGCGAACGAUCCUACCGUACCGUAGCUAGCUCUACUAGCAACCAGAUUGAAAGGAACCAUGAUCUCGUUUCUCCUCAUGGUCAACAAGCAAGGCCAAACUCGGCUUAGCUCUUACUACGAAUGGCUUCCAAUGGAAGAACGUGUGGCGUUGGAGAGUGAAAUUAUCCGCAAGUGUUUGAGUCGCAGUGAGCUUCAGUGCAGCUUUUUGGAGUAUCGUGGAUACAAGGUGAUUUACCGUCGUUACGCCAGUCUCUUUUUCAUUGUGGGCACCAAGCCCGAUUUGGGUCAACCAGAGAACAACGAGAAUGAAUUGGGAAUGCUCGAAUUUAUUCAUGCUCUUGUGGAGACAAUGGAUCGAUGGGCUGGGUCUAUUUGCGAGUUGGAUAUCAUGUAUCAAUUGGAGCAAGUCCACUUUCUUCUCGAUGAAAUGGUACAGAAUGGCUACAUAACGGAGACAAGCAAAGGCAAUAUUCUCAAACCCCUAGAUUUGAUGGAGCGAGAAGCACAAAAGGCGGACUCCAUGUACCGUUAACCAUACAACAAUCUACCAAUGCAAUCAAUGGUAGCUUUCCUUGAAAACGUCGUUGCGGUCGCUGUCUAAUCGACGAACUACUUCCUGGAUCUACAAAUAAACUGGAUGUCCCAAAUUCCAAUGACGGAGGCGACAAGGAUCUAAAUCUAGUUUUAAUUGCCCAACGAGAACCAAAUCAAAGAAUAAUUUCUCUUCUAUCCUUG
This is a messenger RNA of Seminavis robusta, 857 nucleotides long. The record is from the annotation of a GenBank genome assembly. Lineage: Eukaryota; Bacillariophyta; Bacillariophyceae; Naviculales; Naviculaceae.